AUGAGAUUGUCCAGGAGCACGUCGAACAGCCCCGAGAAGAAAAAGUCACCGACGUUUCUAGGCAAAGAGGAAACCCAUAUAAUCAAUAGCGACAAUUAUAACUACAACUUAAACACCAACAACGGGAACGAAGAAGAGUACAAACACACAACCGACGAAAAACUGAGCAACAUUAUAAACCGCAACUCGAAUAACAACAAAUCCCCCGACACAACCACUAAAAUAAUAACAAAUGACAUCUACAACAUAGAUACAACCGACUUGGUUCUCAUCGACAACUCCACCAACAACAUCAUAAAGUUAGAGAACUUCAAGAAAGUGGAUAUCUUUUCCAACAUAAACGAUAACUUCAACACGUCGACAAACUCCCUGAAUUCCGAGAAUCUAUCAUCCCCGAUGCAAACGAGCACGGACGUUUACUUGGAUUCGGAGAUACUAUCCACCGACUUAGCCUCGAACGACUCACAAAGCCCCAAAAACCUCCAGACGGAGACCAACCCGCAGAAAACGAACUUCGACUACGAAACCAACAUACUGGAAAUAGAAAAAGUGGACGAGUUGUUCGACGAGCCCAAGCUGUACGCGUCUAAUGACUCCCUGUCCAACCCAAAAAGCGACCAGAGCCUCUUGAACUCAGUGGAGAGCUGCGGCAGUUCUCCCUUGCACAAACCGAACCGGGAGUACAAAAAGCAACGGAAGCACAAGAAGAAGUACUUCGGAGUCAAAACGUUACAAAGCAUCUUCAACAAGCACGACGGCUAUUCCGAUAUUUCCACCACGGCCUCGGAACUGGGAGACGAGCCCCCUCUCCUAGUCGAUACCCAUGACGUUAAGCCUAGAGACGUUGAAAACAAAACGGAACCUACAGACAAAGCCACGCUUGUCAAGUGCAAUUCGGUCUACGCCCCGGAAACCAGCACCCAGUUCGAAGAAAAUAUACACAACCUCCUCUCCGACAUAUUUAUAAAGAAUUUCACGAACGUCGCAGACCAGCCGGCUUCCAACGUUUCCAUAAGUAAGCCGACCGGUACAAAAAAGUACUUCUCGCUCCACGGGCAGAACCUCAGAGUCGGCAAGGCCUUGAGACUGUGCCCGAACGAAGACUACACCGAAGUGCUGGAGAACGAACAGAGGAAGGAGAAGCUCCUCGCGAGAUAUGUUUAUAACGCUAAUUCGCUUAACGCAGACGGGGUGGGUGACCCCGACUUUGGUACGCCUGUUUAA
Messenger RNA from Anoplophora glabripennis (Asian longhorned beetle), 1224 nucleotides. RefSeq lists its product as uncharacterized. The transcript is spliced from 2 exons. NCBI's taxonomy places the organism in Eukaryota, Metazoa, Arthropoda, Insecta, Coleoptera, Cerambycidae. Bases 1 to 1224 code for a protein of 407 amino acids. The record is from RefSeq and is a predicted model, not a curated record.